Diorhabda sublineata is the source of this 3417-nucleotide messenger RNA. Its product is annotated as prominin-1. The coding region runs from base 72 to 2915 and encodes 947 amino acids. Lineage: Eukaryota; Metazoa; Arthropoda; Insecta; Coleoptera; Chrysomelidae. The transcript has 22 exons. Gene Ontology annotation, cellular component: membrane. The record is from RefSeq and is a predicted model, not a curated record.
GGAGCGAAUUCGUGAAAUUUUUGGAGGAAACUUCAGGACUUCGAAGUAUUUAACUAAAUAGAAAAUCGAAUAUGAAUUCGAUUUUGUUUUAUGUUAUGAAGACCGUUUGGAUUUUGUACGUGAUUUUUUCGAAUGUUGCGGCUAAUAAUGCGGAUAAAACCGAUACGAAAUGUGAAAUCGAUCGAUGUCGUAAUUUGAAAACUGUAAAUCAAAAUGUUAAACCUGUUUCGAUGGUAACACAUUCUUGGAUGUCGUCGAAAGACGCAACAGAUACGGUCAGAAAUGGAAAAAUCACAAAUAAAAAUAUCACAAAGUACUUUACUGGAAAUUCCGAAUUGCCUUUUCUCGAAAUCCCCAAGGGAGACGAUAUGCGCAUUCAAGAAUUAAGACUGGAUGAGGAGUAUUUGAUAUUCGGAGCGUUUUCCAUUCUAAUGGGGUUUUUACAACCCCCCGGAUUUCCUCUAGAUUUGCUUCGCGAAACCCUCAACCAACGUAUACCACGAUAUCUAUUAAUUUUACAGGUCUUUAAAAUGGAUAUAAUAUUUGUCGUCUGGAUUAUAAUUUGGAUCGUACUGUCGUUAUGUCUUCCAAUAGCUACAAUCACCCAAGUUUUUUGUCAUAAAGACGUUCAACGUUUAGAAGAAGUUUCUUCCAUUGGACCCCUCCGAUUCGUUGAAAAAUGUACAAAACGUUUCUUGGGAUAUUCAUUGCAUGUACUGCUAUUUUUAUUAAUUCCUACGAUCGUCAUGAUUCUUGCUGCCAACGAACAAAUCUCAAAAUCGAUCACGAAGUUUCCUCUAGCGACAAAUAUCUUUUACGAGGACGUCAACGCGUUCGUACGUAAUACUCAAAUGCAAAUAUCUUUUGUCGUAUCCUCUUCUUUCGAUAUAGCGAUUAAAGACAUCAAAAACGAUAUGGAAGACGUAACGGAUCUUCUUGGACAACCGUAUCAACAAGAGCUCGCCGUCGAAGCCGGGAUCGAUUUAGCAUUGAUAAAACUUGACGAACUAAGACUGAUCACGUCGAAGGUAACAUCAUCGGUAUCGAAUGUUUUGUUGGAUUGCGAAAACGCUAAAAUUGCUACAAAUAUAUUACGAGAAAAGUUGGAUGAAAUUUCGCAUCAAAUAAACGUAGCGAUUCAACGAUGUAAUUCCAAAGAUAGAAUCGUUUGUUAUACUUUACAAAACACCGGAUUCGAAGUGAUUUUCACCGUACAAAACAUAACAGACGAUCCUAAAAUUAAACAUUUGGAUACAUUGUCACGAGAAGACGCUUUCAAUAUUAGCAUAGAUAAAGUUCGGAAAAACUUUGACUCAAUUCCAGAACAAAUCGUUUCAGAGACAACUUCCUAUAUAAAAGACGCGAGGGCCAUUCUCAACAGGAAAAGAACUCGAGUGAACAAAUCAAUUCAUGCUUUAGACGUCCUAGCGAGGUCCUUGUCAGAUAUGAUGUCACUUAACCAAAAAUCCAUUUCAACAGCCGUGCACGACAUCAUCAAAUACGAUUUCUGGAGAUGGGUAACUAUUCUCGGUGUAACUUUUUCGAUUUCGGUUGUAUGGGGUGUGAUUUUAUGCGGAGCGCCGUGCGGAUGUGGCCUUACUUCGAAAACAACGACAUUCUUAAUAACCGGUGUCGGUAUUUCUAGUUUCGCCGUUUUAUUAACGUGGGCGAUGGGAUCGUUUUCGGCAUUAAUAGGUGGUCAUAUUAAAUGUUUAAUAUGUAAACCUCUAUACGAUUCACCAAAUUAUACAGUAUUAGGAAAAUUAUUUGAUACCGAAGGUAUAUUGUAUAAAAAAAGUAUUUUCGAAGAUUUUACAGAUAAUAACGAUACUAUCGAAGUGAAUAACGUUUUGAAGCAUUGUCAAAUGGAUUACACGGUGUACCAGACAUUUCACUUAAAUAAUACGAUAAAUAUCGAUGAAAUUGUAAACUACAAACAAUGGGAAGAUCUGUCGGUUUUAUUUACGAAUUUCACACAAGGAAAAUGUAAUUUUGAGAUACUCAGUCCUAAUCUACUACUCAAUUUACAAGGGUUGUUAAACGCGUCGACGGUAAAUUUAACUUCGUAUAGGAUGCAAACGUCAUCUUCAAUAACGAAGAAAGAUCUAAAUACAUUCGCCGAUCAAUUGAAUCAUGUGGCGAGACAAAUAACGGACGCCGGUAGUUCGAGGAAGAUCGAAAACGUCGCGUUCGCAAUUAGGAAAAUCAUUCGGAACGAAAUGAGAAAUUUGUUGGAAAUCAGAAAUGGGAUUUUGUAUAAAAUAACCGCUUUGGAAGUUAUGAUGCCGUCUUUGAAUGAGCGAGUCGUUGAUUCGUUGGAACAUUUGAAAAAAGUACAGUACCAUCUCGAUACGGGGGGAUCACAAAUUGCGGAAAAAGUUAGGACUCUGUUCGUUAAACGAUUGACUAGAUACUUGGAGGAUCUUUUCAAUUACGUCAGGAAAAAAGUAACUAAAGAAAUAGGAAAGUGUCGGCCGCUUUGGGAAAUUUUUCACUCUAUUCGUUUCUACGUUUGCAAGCUAAUUGCAGAUCCGAUGAAUGCCAUCGCCUUUUCAAGUUUUUUCGUAAUUGUAAUUUUCCUCGCACUAGCCCCUGUAGUAUUAAAUAUAAUAAAUCAUUAUAAAACAUCCGAUUGCGGUUCAUCUUCUUCGUCCCAAAGUAACGGUUUAUUGGACGAAGUAAACGUUUGGGUUUCUCCGGUCUCUGGAACUCCUCCAGAGAUGCAAUUAGUUGAAAGUGUAGCACCUGUACUCUACGAAACAUCCACUAAUGCAACAUGGAGGAGCCCUACACCCCCCAGACCUCCUACUAUUUCGUCGCGUAUACAAUCAAUCAGGAUACCGCAGAUUUCAACAAUAUCAAAAACGAGUAAAAUGUCAGCAAUCUCAUCAAGGAUAUCAAAAACGAGAUUUUAAUCAUCGCUGCUUUGAUAGCCUUCGUUAACGCGGGCAUCUACGGUGAAUCUCCUCUUGCAGCUCUAUCAACUGGUCCAGUGGUAUCGGCAUAUUCCUCACCGUUAACAUCGUAUUCUGCUCCAGUUACAGCUUACUCCGCACCGAUUUCCGCUUACUCGGCAUAUCCAACAACAAUAUCGACAUAUUCGGCACCAAUUUCAACAUAUUCUGCUCCAAUAUCCAAAUCGGUUGUCAGUACUUAUACCACACAUGCUGCUUCUGCUCCAAUUGUAGCUAAGGCGAUCGCGGGUCCGGUAGUUUCGAGUUAUGCAUCUCCGGUUGUAACUAGGAGUUAUGGAGCUCCACUUGCUUCGGUUUAUUCUGCUCAAUCCACUCCAGUUUAUGCUGCGCAUGCUCCAAUUUUCUCCGGUUAUUCCACUCCGUGGUAAUCUUUAAGUUUAAAUGUUUAUAUUGAUAAUAAUUAUAUUUGAUUUUAAAUGAUUAAAAUGUAUUUAAACUAAAA